Molecule: messenger RNA, 402 nt
Organism: Zasmidium cellare ATCC 36951
Lineage: Eukaryota; Fungi; Ascomycota; Dothideomycetes; Mycosphaerellales; Mycosphaerellaceae
Exons: 2
Coding region: 1-402 (133 amino acids)
Source: RefSeq, a predicted model, not a curated record
AUGCCUACCUUCCCAACCGACACCUCCCUCGCCUCAACAGCCUACACAGUCCUCCUCAUCUCCUACUACCUCCUCCUCCUCGCCGCCUCCUUCGCCCUCGCCAUGGCCCUCCCCGUCGCGACCUUCCACCUCGGGCGCCUGCUCGCCGGCUUGCACUUCGACCUGGGCCAUCCGGGGUCUCUGGUCGUGAUGUUUGUGGCGUUUUUGAUGUAUUCGGUGCUUUGUGGACUGGGGCCGGAGGGCGGGGAGCAGCUGAGGUGGGUUUUGGUUAAUGUGCCGUUUGGGUUGGGGGUGCUUUGUGCUGUUUGUCUUGGGGUUUGGGCGGUUGGGUUGGGGGUUUGGAGGGGGGUGGAGGGGGUGUUGGGGAGGGGGAGGGAGGAGGGGAAGGUUAAGGGCUCGUGA